GCUGGAAGACGGAAGAGACCUCGCUGAGUAGAGGAAGCUGACAGAGGAACCAGGUGGAGUUCGAUGUAGAUGUCAGGCUGAAGCGUCCCCCUUCUGGAACAGUCCGUCUGUGAGAGUCAGGAGAGGGACCAGGGAUUUCUGAUCCUCGGUACCCUUUUCUCUGUAUCUCAGAGAAACUUUCAGAGUGUCUUGUGCCACGUGGUGGCUGAUCCUCAGGGAAGGUGCCCAGGAUCACUGAUGAACUAUUAAAUGAAUGUUAUGCAUAUUCCCUUAAAACGGAAAACAAGAAGAUUUCAGUUACAGAGAGAGCAUAUUGACUGACGAUUCUGAAAAUGGAAUGGGGAGGAGAGUAUUCUCUUGAUUCUUCCAAUUUAGACUGUUUGUUAAAUGUCCUUCCUGGAGAAUUGGAGUUUCAACAAAUCCUUAGUGAUCUUGAUGAAAAAAUAAAGAAGAACUCUUCUAGCAUAGAACAGUGUCUUAAAGACCUGAAAUCAGAAGUAAAUGAAAUAUGUACUGAUGAGAUACUGCAAAGCACAACUGACUGCCUUCAGUGGCUAAAUAAAUGCAAUUUUAGUUCUCUCAGACCUUCUUCUACACAGCACGGAGAGCUGAUGGAGUUCCUUAGGACCCUGCAAUGCUUGCUGAAGAAUGAGCAAAAUCAAGAAGAAAUGAUACUUCACUUCCUUCUGGAUCUGUCUAGUCAGUGUGGUGUCUCAUUUCCCUGUACUCCAAGUGGGACGUCUUUUGAGUUAACAUCUUCCCUUCAUGCCAUUGAGGAUGAUUCAACUAUGGAUGUGAAAUCUCUCUGGGAUGAUGUAAGAUUGCAUCUUCGACGAUUUUUAGUAAAUAGACUGCAAAGUCAAGAAGAAACAAGUACUAAUGCUUUACAACAACAAAUGAAGUUUAAAACUCAGUGCAUACAGCAACUUUUGUUUCUUUAUCCUGAAUCAGAAGUCUUAAUGAAGUAUCAAAAUAUGCGGAAUAAACUGGUUAGCGAUCUUCUACAGAACUGUAUUUUAUCUAGUUGUGGUGAAACAAAUUUUGAUAAGGUGGUUCAUGGUUAUGAAAGUUCCAUACCCACAUUGUGCACAAUGAUAAAAGAGGAUUUGUAUAUACUCAGUGGAACUAUUGAUCCUUCUUCAUCACUGAAGUUUAUUAAUGAAACUUAUCUGGAUACCAUCACUGAAGAAAUGACAGUUCUUCUUGAAAGACUUUGUGAGCUGCAGUUCAAAGAAAAUGCUCUACAUAUAGUUAAGGCAAACAAGAUUUCAAAGAAGCAUAGAGGAACAGUUCAUGCUGUGGGUUAG
Pygoscelis adeliae (Adelie penguin) is the source of this 1307-nucleotide messenger RNA. RefSeq lists its product as uncharacterized. The record is from RefSeq and is a predicted model, not a curated record. NCBI's taxonomy places the organism in Eukaryota, Metazoa, Chordata, Aves, Sphenisciformes, Spheniscidae. The transcript has 5 exons. The coding region runs from base 333 to 1307 and encodes 324 amino acids.